This is a messenger RNA of Rhinichthys klamathensis goyatoka, 2218 nucleotides long. RefSeq names its product piggyBac transposable element-derived protein 4-like. The record is from RefSeq and is a predicted model, not a curated record. Lineage: Eukaryota; Metazoa; Chordata; Actinopteri; Cypriniformes; Leuciscidae. The transcript has 4 exons. Bases 1 to 1941 code for a protein of 646 amino acids.
AUGGAUGUAACCACUAAGGACGAGUGUGUAAACGGUAUCAAGGAGGAAUAUGACGAUACAGUUGAAAAUGGCGAAUCGUCCGGUAAUGACAACAAUCUUGACGAGACGAUUGAAUUGGGAGAUUCUUCUGCCGAAAGUGACGCUUCCAGCGUGGACUCCAAAGAAGAGUUGCUCGAUAACCUGGAUCUCGUGUUGGACCAGUUUUCAGAUCCUGAUGAUGAUGACGGUUAUGAUGAUGGUGAUGAUGCUGACUGGAAUCCAGAAGUCACUCCACGAAAGAAGAAGAGAACCGGUCUGUCUUCAGUCUCACCAUCUCCAGCAACGUCUAGCAGAACUGCUUCUCCUGCUUCUGUACAAAGUAAGAAAGGGAAAGGUAGGAAAAGCAGUGUGAGUCGAUCCCUACCUUUUUCCAUCUCAGAACACAAGUGGAAAAGUGCAGAUGAGCCUGAUAUUGAGCCGACUCAGCCAAUCUUUAGACCUAGACUAACACCCGGCGUACAGUUGGUCUCCAAUGCAUCAUGCAGUCCUCUACAGUAUUUUGAGUUGUUCUUUUCCAAAUCUGUCAUGCGGACAAUUCUAGAAAACUCUAAUGCUUACGGGGCCAUGCGUCAUAAAGGAAAGGAGAAGCCAUGGCAGGACAUUUCUGUAAAAGACUUCAAAACAUUUCUAGCACUGGUGAUUUACAUGGGUUUGCUGAAAUGCUUCACACUGACGGAUUAUUGGAGAAAGUCAGACAUCUACAGUCUUCCAUAUCCUGCACAAAUCAUGUCUGGUAGAACAUUUCUUCGCAUAUGUGCGGCUCUCCAUCUUAGUGACCACAAAGUGGAUGCAGAGAAUGAUGCAAAGAAGGGAACGCCUGAAUAUGACCGCCUGUGUAGGAUCAAACCGCUGUACCAGGACAUUAGGGACGCAUGCAGAUCCUCUUUUCAUCCCUUUCAGAACAUCUCUAUUGAUGAAAGAAUGGUGGCAUCAAAAGCUAGACAUGGUCUCAAACAGUAUAUGAAAAACAAACCUACAAAAUGGGGGUACAAACUCUUCGUACUGGCAGAUUCACUCUGUGGCUACACAUGGGACUUCUUCAUUUAUGAGGGAAAAAUGAAUGUAGAGCAGAGCAAAGGCAUUAGUUAUGAUUCAGUCAUGAGCUUGGCAAAUGCAAGGUUGUUGGGUGCUGGCUACAAGCUGUUUGUUGACAACUUUUACACCAGUCCCAAGCUCUUCAGAGACUUGCUCGCUAAGAAGAUCUGGGCUUGUGGCACCGUUCGAGCGAACCGCAUUGGCCACUCAAAGAAACUGGCUCCUCGUGGCAAUAUCCGCUGGUUUCGGGAAGACGACCUGCUGUUUGUUGAGUGGAAGGACAAGAGGGAUGUGCUGAUGUGCUCCACCUUUCAUAAAGCCUUUAAUGGAGACACCAUAAAGAGGAAUGUGAAAGGAGCCGAUGGAGUUUGGGCCAUUCAAGAUUUCCCCGUUCCACCUGCCGUGUUGGACUACAACAAGCACAUGGGAGGAGUGGAUCUGUCUGACGCGCUUAUCGGAUAUUACACCGUUCUACAUAAAACAAGAAAGUGGUAUCGGUCCUUUUUCUACCACUUUGUGGACAUCGCUGUAGUAAAUGCCUUCAUUUUGCACCAGCAGAUGGCCAGGAUGAAGAACCAGAAGCCUUUGACCCAGAAGGCCUUCCGGGAGGCUCUUGUUAGAGAGCUCGCAGGAACGGGCCCUGAAUAUACCUCUGACCGAACAGAACCGGCUCAUUCUACUGACUCCCACCUGCCUAAGUACAUCAGAGGACACAGCACUUUAGGAAGGCGGAAAUGCAAAAUGUGUACCCACAAAACUCCAGUCAUGUGUGAAACUUGUCAGGUGCAUUUGUGCUUUGUUCCGAAUCGCGACUGUUACAGUAAAUGGCAUAAAUCUGGUCCCUCUGAUGAGUCUGACUCAGAGUAAAACUUAAAGAGCAGUUCAUUUGUAGACAAGUCCAGUGGGACCCAAGUCCAAACUGCCAACCUAAACAAAUCAUUAUCAAACUCUGGAAAUAGAAAGAAAUGCAACAUGAAACUAGCAAGCCGUUGACAAUGACUAAUGGCAUUUGAGGCUUGUAUAUUUUGAUAAACUGGAAAUAUCAUAGAAAAGACCUUAAACUUGUAGUAGUAGGUGUAGUAAGUAGAUGUAAUUGAAAUUUGACACUUUCUUUUUCUCACAGUUUUAUUCUGUUGCACUGGAA